This is a messenger RNA of Scophthalmus maximus (turbot), 4054 nucleotides long. Its product is annotated as serine/threonine-protein kinase PAK 6. The transcript has 9 exons. Lineage: Eukaryota; Metazoa; Chordata; Actinopteri; Pleuronectiformes; Scophthalmidae. Gene Ontology annotation, biological process: protein phosphorylation; intracellular signal transduction; regulation of MAPK cascade. Bases 530 to 2614 code for a protein of 694 amino acids. Gene Ontology annotation, molecular function: ATP binding; protein serine/threonine kinase activity. Gene Ontology annotation, cellular component: cytoplasm. The record is from RefSeq and is a predicted model, not a curated record.
GAGCGAUCGUGAGCCGGAGAAGGAGAGGGAGAGAAGGGGGGAUGGAAGGAGCUGCAUGGGGUCGUGAUAUCCUCUCCUUCUGGAUGCUGCCUUCCCUCAUCAUGGCUUUGUCCCCCCUUUGUGCGGCCACCCUGUGUCCCCGGGAGCAGGCACCGGUGCACGGACCAGCACUCAGCCGAGGAGCAGGGGAUGAAUCAGCCCCAACAAAGAGCCUUUGAGAUGGCAGUGUGUGCUUCUGCCUGGAGGGAGGAACGCAUCAGGCUUUCCCAGGCAAGCGGCAGCCUGCAGUGUGCGCUCGCCUGAGAGCCAGCCCUCCUCAUCGCCGUGUGUAUGAGAGAGGAAGCGUGUAUGUCCGCGAGUGAGUGGUUGUGUGUGUGUGGAUGUGAGUGAGUGUUGUAUAAUAGUGUAUGCGAGUGUGUAUGUGCGCACUCUCGCUACCAAUCCUUCCUGGAGGAGAGAGGCUCUCCUCGUCACUGGACGGCAAGGGACACUUUGAAGAGGGCAGGCUGUCUUUCUCGUGGACCUGAGGAUGUUUCGCAAGAAGAAAAAGAAGAGGCCUGAGAUAUCAGCGCCCAAGAACUUCGAGCACCGCGUCCACACCUCGUUUGAUGCCAAGCGCGGCUGCUUUGUGGGCCUGCCAACGCAAUGGCAAAGCCUGAUAGAGAACCUGCGCAGGCCCAAACCCAUGGUGGACCCUUCCAGGAUCACAGAGGUGGAGCUGAGGCCAAAGAAGACCAUUGUGCGUGGGAGCAUGAUCGGUCACGGGGACUACAUCGCAGCCAUGAUCAAUGACAUGAGCCGUCUGUCUGUGACCAGUUCCAACUCUUUGAGGAAGAGCAGCCCCUCAGCCAGGAAGAGGGCCCAGUCUCUGGGAAGGCUGGGGGAGGUGAACGAGGGAGACGGCUACCAGUAUGAGGGUCUCACCCAGGACGAUGAAGAUGACGAGGAUGCGGAUCAGGACCAUUGGAGGGACAAGGCCAGGAACAUCCACAGUGAGACCAACACCCCUUACCUGGGGAUGAAGAAGAGCAUCACUCUGCAACCAAACGGGAUCUUGCCAAAGGCCAAGUCCACCUAUGAAGUAAGCUUCAUGGAGGGACCCUUGCAUCCGGCUCAGCCCCAGAACAUCCCGAUGUCAAGUCAUGGGGCUUAUAUGAGCGCUGACGUCGGCAGUCCUCAGGAAAGAGUGAUAUGGAAGAGAGAUUUCCUGCUGCCAAGGGGAAUACCACCAAAUCAGAGACCCAUAGCUUGUUUCUACAGUCCUGCAAUGACUGUACAACAGCCCCAUGGGGAUCAAGGGAUAGUCACAACGGAGCUCCGGCCCAACGUACCAAUGUACAUGCACGCACAGAACAGCCCCGGGAGGCCGUUCUCCUCUUAUGACCUGAAGGCAGAGUCGACAGUGAGGUAUCACUCCAGUUUCCUGCCCACUGGCACCAGCAGUCCUCUUGUGGGCGGCAUCAGGCCCCAGCGGACAGUGCGCUCCUCGGCUAGCUACACUCUGGGCCUGUCUCCUAACAUGGGACUAAGACCCGGUGGGCCAGACCCCUUCCUCAGACACUCCGCAGGCCCAAAUCCUCCUUACCCUAGACAGGACAGUCCUUCCCAACCUCGACCUUCCCCUACAGGCUCCCUAGCCACCAGUCCCCCCGGCACCUGCUCCCCUGCCUUUAGACCCCCACAGCACCCUUCACCCAGGCCGCCCCCAGACCCACCAAAGGUGACCCAUGAACAGUUCAAAGCUGCCCUGCAGAUGGUGGUUGACAAGGGCGAUCCGCGGUCCUACCUGGAGAACUUUGUGAAGAUCGGUGAGGGCUCAACAGGGGUGGUGUGUAUUGCCACAGAGAAGCACAGCGGCAGGGAGGUAGCGGUGAAGAUGAUGGACCUGCGGCGGCAGCAAAGAAGAGAGUUGCUGUUUAAUGAGGUGGUGAUCAUGAGAGACUAUCAGCACAGGAACGUGGUGGAGAUGUUCAAGUCCGCCCUGGUGGAGGAGGAGCUGUGGGUUAUCAUGGAGUACCUGCAAGGGGGAGCACUAACCAACAUCGUGUCCGAAACCAGGCUGAAUGAAGAGCAGAUUGCCACAGUGUGUGAAGCUGUCCUGCAAGCCCUGGCAUAUCUCCAUUCACAGGGAGUCAUCCACAGAGACAUCAAGAGUGACUCCAUACUUCUCACGUUAGAUGGAAGAGUCAAGCUUUCAGACUUUGGCUUUUGUGCUCAAAUCAGCAAGGACAUCCCAAAGAGGAAGUCUUUAGUGGGGACACCCUAUUGGAUGGCUCCUGAGGUCAUCUCCAAAUCACCAUAUGGCACUGAGGUGGAUGUUUGGUCGAUGGGCGUCAUGGUGGUGGAGAUGGUGGAUGGAGAGCCCCCGUACUUCAGUGAAACUCCUGUAGCAGCUAUGAAGAGGCUGAGGGAUGAACCAGCUCCUACUGUACGAAAUGUCAGCCAGAUCUCCCCGGUUCUAAAAGACUUCCUGGACCGCAUGCUGACUCGGGACCCCCUAGAGCGGGCAAGUGCCACUGACCUGCUGGAGCACCCUUUCCUGCUGCAGAGCGGCUCACCUCAGUGCCUGGUCCCACUGGUGGAGCAGUACCGCAAGCGCAUGUCCCGCUGCUGACCCCUGUGGGGCUCCUGGUCCCCAGCACCCACCGUCAGUCUGACCCGUUCAGGCCCCGCACCGGGGUCCACCUCCUCUAGCAACCAGGCCAACAGGAGACCAGCUCCAGAGAAGCAGACCCUGACGGCAUGACGCUGCCAGAGUGAUGGUGGCAGGACAGCGAGGAAAGGCUGACUGACAUCGCAUGGUCUCGGGCAUGAGAGAAGCACUUUAGGAGUCAGAUAAAGGCAGCAUGCAAAUCCUCACCGCCCAAGUCGGUUUGAUCUGAAUAUGAAUUGGCUUCCCAUGACAUUCAGCGGGAUUCAACACAACACGACAUGGUGCAUAUCAACGGAUCGCAAAGGUCAAUGUUUCACGUAACUUUACAGUAUGUAAUGAACACACACUGCUCCCACAAAUCCUUAAUAGUGUUCAGAGUGGGCAUCAUCGUUAGCCGUGUAAAAGCUUAUAAAGCUUGUGUUAGGCUCAAACCACAAUAGCUCAUUGUGACAAUAUCAUGGAAGGACAAAGUCACCUCUGCACACUCACACUCUCUGCUGUGCAAACUGGACAACGGCCUGGUCGGCUGACUCCACAGACACUGACAGAAGACUUUUUGCAUGGCCAAACGGAGGCACACCUGGCCUGAUGUGAAUGCUUGAAUAUGUACCAAACAUGGGAUGUGAAAGACAAUUCUCCUUUAUUCGAACAAUAAAUGGGUAGACGAAAGCCCAGCUGCUACUAUUGGGCUAUUGGAAAACCACCAGUACGAUUUUCCUCUUUUUCAUAUUUAUUCUUUAUUUCCAAAAGGUGUUGUGGGUUGUUUGUAUGAUGUGAAGUUGCAAAUAAGGUUUCGUUAUUGAGUAUGGACUUAAACAACAACAUAAGCUGAUGAACUAAUAAUGUAAAUACUAAUACUGGAUAUUAGGUCCUGCUGAUUCACUGCAGUUAAAUAUGUGAGAUGAAUUCAAAGUUUUACUUUUCCUUACAGAAAUGUGAGUGUAUAGUUAUAUAUAUAUAUAUGUGUGUGUGUGUGUGUGUGUGUGUGUGUGUGUGUGUGUGUGUGUGUGUAGGUGUGCGUGUGCGUGUGCAUGUGAGCACAUGGGUGUGUGUGAGAGGUGACAUCUCACGUGUUUGCUUCUGACAAGACCCUCUUUGUAUUGUGAUUCUUUUUUUAAAAAGAAAUGAAAAACACAAGGUGUGUUUGUUGCUCCUAAAGAAGAUGCGUAUGACUGUAUUUGCAUUUUGUUUGCCCAGAUAAAGCACACAGGCGUGGCAUGUGAUGCUGCAGGACGUCCACCUGCCGAGAACCACUUUGCACAUAGUCUUUGUAUUCUGACAUGGAUACAUGUCAACAUGGUUCAUGUUAUUUCUAUCUCUCGUGUGGAUCGUUCAUGAAGAAGAGAAUUACAUAUUUUUAUUUUGUACAAAUCAAUAAAUGAUGCAUAUUGAAUCAGACAA